AUGGCGGCUCCCGUUCCAACUUGUGCCCCAGCAGGGACUGGUGAUGAAAUUACGUCUGAAUCCGAACAGGAGACAGAUCCAUGGACGGCACUUGGACCGAUUGUUAAGCGAGACCCUGACAUCAAAUUAAUGAGCGCGCUCAGUGGUCUGGAGCCCUUGGCAUGGUCAGAGGACCACCGACUUGCAGCAUGUACGUCCAAUAGCAUAUCUGUUGUGGAACUUGUGUGCGAUGUCAAUGUUCACGACCAGAACCUGGUUCUGCAUCGGACCACCAUACCUGUGCCGGAGUCUGUAUGCGAACUCAAGGUUGGUCCAGAAGAAGAAGUCUUGAAGGUAAAAACUGCUAUGGCCCUGACUAGUGACCUGACUCAGGCUCAGCACUUCAUGAUCGACAAGGUUAUGAAUCCACAGACUGGUGUGGCGCGAGGAGUCAAGUAUGCCAGCUGGUCACCCCUGGGCUGUGACGUCAAUGGCAGGUGCCUCCUGGCCACCCUCACACUGGACAACAGACUGACUGUGUACAGCAGCCGCAGGCGGCUUCAGUGGACCCAGGAGGCAGACCUAACAAAGCUCUACGGUGACAUGUUGGCGUCCUCCAACUACGCCUCUGUGUCCUAUGACCGCUCUUCCUCGUCGUCGUCCACGUCUUCCUCCACUCCUGUCACACUGUCGGAGCCUGAGGAGUUGCGGCGCCGCUACCGCAUGCAGACGCCCGUGCGCAUGGAGUGGUCGAGGAUGUGCACCACGCAGCAGGUGCAGACCAACAACCAGUGCCAGGAGAUGGAGACGGUGUUGCUAGCCGUGCUGAUGGAGAACGGUGACCUGGUGGUGUGGCAGUUCCGGCUCCCGGUGCGGGGCGAGGACGCGGUGCUGUCGUGCAACACCAUACCCUCGGGCGUGGCGUCUCCCAGCGUGCUGUCCUGGUGGGAGUACGAGCACGGCGGGCGGCGCAUGAGCGGCCUCAUCGUGGGCAGCGGCCUGGGGCCCGUGAAGAUCCUGCCGGUCAACCUCCGCGCCGUCAAGGGCUACUUCACGCUGCGGCAGCCCGUGGUGCUGUGGCCCGAGGCGGACCGCAUUCCCGUACGCCAGAUCCGCUGCGUCAACCUCUUCCACCCGCUGCACAAGUGCAACUGCAGCCUGGUGGUGGCGGCACGCGGCGCUUACCUCUUCUGGUGCCUGCUGCUCAUCACCAAGGCGGGCCUGAACGUGCACCACUCGCACGUCACCGGGCUGCACACCGCGCCCAUCACCUCCAUGAACGCCGGCCACCAUGGCGGCUCCGUCUACACGUCUGCGCUCGAUGGCCGUGUGAAGAAGCUCACACCGGUGUUCACGGACGCCGCGGUCAUCUUCAAGCAGGAGGAGGUGGCCCUGCCCGAGGGGGUUGCGGGCAGGCGGCUGCACAGCAUCAGCAUCAGCCCUUACGGGGCCUACAUGGCCAUGGCUACAGCAGAGGGCUUGACCAAUGGACUACAUCCGGUUGAACGCCACUAUCAGGUCCAGUUUGUGACCUUGAAGACGCCCGCGGAUGCUGGUACUGAGCUGCUGGAGUCAGGGGUGCAGAACCUCUUCCGCCAGGCCGACCUGUUGGACCUGCUGCGCUGGAAGGUGCUCCGGGACAAGCGCAUGCCAGCAUCACUUCUGGAUGAGUUGGACCAGAAGCUCCACGCCGGGGGUGCCGGUGUCGGCGCUAGCACCAGCACCAGCACCGGCAGCACUGCCUACUUGUGGAGGCUCAAGCUCUUCCUGUGCCGCAUCUUCUACCAGUCACUACAAAAGUCGCCCACCGACUCGCGUUGGAAGCCCAACCAUGAGGAGUGCAAAGCCCCGAUGCUGGCAGAGGACGGGGGCUACGAGGACGCUGGUGGUGGCGUUGACGGGGAUGGAGAGGGCGAGGGAGAGGGAGAGGAGGAGCAAAGAGAGGAGGCUAAGGCAGAGGAGGACCAGAUGAGCGAUGUGAUGGACAAGAUGGAGGUGGUGGAGAUGCACCUGACGCGUGAGCACAUGAAGCGCGUUUUGGGGGAGGUGUACUUGCACACCUGGAUCACAGAGAACACCAGCAUCCCCACGCGCGGCGUCUGUGACUUCCUCUCCAGUGACGAGUCAUGCGAUGAUCGGGCAGCCAAGGUCUUGAUUGGACAUUUAUGCAAGAAGAUGAAUAAACAGACGUUCCCAGAGUACUGCAGCCUGUGUAAAGACGUGCUCCCCUUUAACGACCGCCGGCAGACCGUGUGUCCAAAUGGUCAUCUGUGGCUCAGGUGUAUGCUAUCAUACCAGGCAUGCCAAACAGUGAGCUACAGGCGCUGCUUACAGCAGGAUAGCAUUGCCCGACAACCAGGGCCUCAAGACCCGGACUGGAUCAAGAGGCUGCUGCAGGGGCCGUGUGUGUUCUGCGACUCCCCUCUUCUGUAGGACUUCCCCUGGUCCCCACCAGGAUCAAAGGUCAAUAUGCCUGAGGUAGCCAAUCCAGGACAGACCAUGCUGCUAACUGAUGCCAUAAAAACUUAAUAUUCCAUUCCUGUUGUCAUAUUGGCGUCAUUUGAAUUCCAUUUUUUUAUAUUUUACACAGUUUAUAUAUGUUGUUGUGCUUGCGUGUGAAAUAUGUAUAAAUAAAUAGUUAUUUCUCUUAUAAAAAA
Molecule: messenger RNA, 2636 nt
Organism: Engraulis encrasicolus (European anchovy)
Lineage: Eukaryota; Metazoa; Chordata; Actinopteri; Clupeiformes; Engraulidae
Gene: gtf3c4
Product: general transcription factor IIIC, polypeptide 4
Exons: 9
Coding region: 1-2412 (803 amino acids)
Biological process (GO): transcription initiation at RNA polymerase III promoter
Cellular component (GO): transcription factor TFIIIC complex
Molecular function (GO): histone acetyltransferase activity
Source: RefSeq, a predicted model, not a curated record